AGUUAUUAUAACAGUAAUUCUUUCAAUUUGAUCUGUCCUUCAGCUGUCUUUUCUACAAUAAGCCGCUCGUUAAAUUUUAAAAAAAAAAGAAAGAAAGAAAUCGUUGGUACACUUCUAGGAUUUGAUGACUUUGUCAAUAUGGUGUUGGAAGAUGUCACAGAAUUUGAAAUUACACCAGAAGGAAGACGAAUUACAAAAUUAGAUCAAAUUCUACUAAACGGAAAUAAUAUAACAAUGCUGGUUCCUGGAGGAGAAGGUCCUGAAGUAUGAGUGGAUUUCCUUGACUUAUAUUAGAUUCUGCCUUUUUUGUUUUUCAAACCUUUAAUGUUUAGAUUCUAUAAAAUGAAGUUUCUCUUAAAGGGAAACACUUUGAAUAUAUAUCCAUUUUUCUAAGCUAAUCGUUAUUUUGGGAAAAGAAGAGUUUUGUUUUGUCUUGUUUUUAAAGACUAAAAAAAUAAAGAUAGUUUUGGUUGAAAAAACAAACAAACAGGUCCCCUGGGAGAGUAGAUAUCACUCUUAAUCUCUGAGCAGUUUCUCUAGCCCUUAACCCUAACACACACCCUAUUUGAGACAGAUUCUCCAUUAGACCUGGCUAGCCUUCAACUGGCUAUUAAGCUUAGAAUGACCUUGAAUUGUGACCUUUUGAAAAAUUGUGUUUGUGUGUCUGUCUUGUCUGUCUGGAUGUGGGCACAUGUGCUUGGUGCAUGUGGAAGGUGAAAGACAAUCACUGGGGUCCUUUCUCUCCUUUUGUUUGUAUGUAGGCUCCUGGGGUCACCAGGCUUUUGCUCAGCACCUUUACCCUAUUUGCUGUCUCCUAACCUUGGAUUUCACAUUGUCCUGCCUCCACUUCCUGAGUGCCAACGCGAUAGGCAUGUGAUAGACACCCUGCUUGGUUUUAUUUUGUGCUGAGAAAAGAAUUCAGGACUUUAGUGCAUGCUUGUCAAGUACUCUGUCAACUGAUAAGCUACAUUAUCAGGCCCUGACUUAGUUUCUUAAGGUAAAUGAUGAAUCUAUUGAUAUUUCCAGUAUAUUCUUUGGUUUUUCAAGUCAGGGUUUCUCUGUAUCUCUUUGGCUAUCUUGAAACUCACUCUGCAGACCUGUUUGGUCUUGAACUCAGAUCUGCCUGCCUCAGCUUCCUGCGCCACCACUGUCUGGCUUACUAUUUUCUUAAAGUAGUGAAGGAAGUUGAAUUCUUUUUUCCUUUUGUUUUUCUGAGAUGGAUUCUUGUCGCUGAGUCUGAUGUUGAACUUACUGUGCUUACUGUGUGGUGAAGAUGACCUUGAUUCUGACCCUUUUGCUUCUACCAAGUACAGACGGUGUCAUGCCUGCUGAAAAAUGUUUUAAUAUUUCAUUAUUGCUGAUUUUUAAUUUCUUUUAUUUUUUAUUAUUAUUACUAUUUUUUAUUAAUAGUGGGUUAUAUAGAUCAGAGUGGCCUGGAACCCACUAAGAUCUGUCUCCCAAACUCUGAGAUGAGAGGUGUGCCAUCACAUACUUGUUUUGUUUUUGUUUUUAAUUUGAAUAUUAAAAGUAAUCUUGGGUUGGGGAUUUAGCUCAGCGGUAGAGCGCUUGCCUAGCAGGCGCAAGGCCCUGGGUUCGAUCCCCAGCUCCGGAAAAAACUAAAAAAACUAAAAAAAAAAAAAAAAAAGUAAUCUUGUUCUGGGAACUGAUGGUUAUAUGUAUGAUAAUAAGCUCCAAAAUAGAGUAAGAUAAAAUUUAUUCUUGCCAAUAAAUUAGAAAAGUUCUAAGUCAAAAUGAAUGGCUUAUGGUAGUCAGUAUCAUUUAUUGAUAUCCUGUUAUAUGGUUUAGCACUUUGCCAAAGUUAAAAGAUCAAAAUAGGGGGCUGGGGAUUUAGCUCAGUGGUAGAGCACUUACCUAGGAAGCGCAAGGCCCUGGGUUCGGUCCCCAGCUCCGAAAAAAAAGAACCAAAAAAAAAAAAAAAAAAAAGAUCAAAAUAGCAGAAGAAGAGCUGGGGUGAGGUGGCAAUGCCUUUAGGGAGCAGAGCGGGCUCCAUAGUUGGACCCUAGCUCAAAAAAAAAAAAAAAAAAAAAAAAGAAAGAAAGAAA
Rattus norvegicus (Norway rat) is the source of this 2063-nucleotide messenger RNA. The record is from RefSeq and is a predicted model, not a curated record. NCBI's taxonomy places the organism in Eukaryota, Metazoa, Chordata, Mammalia, Rodentia, Muridae.